AUCGAGCGUGGAAGCGGCGAUGACCCGAGGAUGGAGGCACCCAAUUGAAGCAACAUGGGGCUCUGUCACAAGUGGAGACCGCUGGGGCUCCAGCUGCGGCUCCUGGGGUUGCAAGCCCGCGAGCUACACACGGUGCGUGAGGCCUCUGUGCCGACCCCUCCACAUGGGUUGGCAGAGCGACGUGGCCUUUUUGAGGAGCUGUGGACCGCUCAAGUGAAAAGGUUAGCAAGCAUGGCACAGAAGAAACCCCAAACUAUUAAGAUAUCACUUCCUGGAGGCCAGAAAGUGGAUGCUGUGGCUUGGAACACGACCCCAUACCAACUAGCGCAGCAAAUCAGUUUAACCCUGGCUGAUACUGCAGUGGCUGCUCAAGUGAAUGGAGAACUUUAUGAUUUGGAGCGGCCCUUAGAGACAGAUUGUGACCUCAGAUAUCUGACAUUUGAUUCCCCAGAGGGGAAAGCGAUAUUCUGGCACUCUAGUGCCCACGUUCUGGGGGCAGCAGCCGAACAACUACUGGGUGCUGUUCUCUGCCGAGGUCCAAGUACAGAAUGUGGCUUCUUCCAUGACUUCUUCCUGGGAAAAGAGAGGACAGUCCGGGGGUCUGACUUACCUGCUUUGGAACGGAUUUGCCAGGAGAUUGCAGCGGCUGCUCAACCAUUCCGGAGGCUCGUGGCUUCCAAGGAUCAACUUCGCCAGCUCUUCAAGGACAACCACUUUAAGCUUCAGCUAAUUGAGGAGAAAGUAACAGGUCCAACAGCAACAGUAUAUGGAUGCGGCACGUUGAUCGACCUUUGCCGGGGUCCCCACCUCCGGCACACGGGACAGAUUGGAGGGCUGAAGCUGCUCACGAGCUCAUCGUCCUUGUGGAGCUUGUCAGAGGCCCCUGAGACACUACAGAGAGUGUCGGGAAUUUCCUUCCCCACAGCAGAGUUGCUGAGGGGCUGGGAAGUACAGAGGGAGGAAGCAGAGUUGCGGGACCACAGGCGCAUUGGGAAGGAGCAGGAGCUCUUCUUCUUCCAUGAGCUGAGCCCCGGGAGCUGCUUCUUCCUGCCUCGCGGGACAAGGGUGUAUAAUGCCCUUGUGGCCUUCAUCAGGGCUGAGUACGCCCGCCGUGGCUUCUCAGAGGUGAAAACUCCCACACUGUUUUCAACAAAACUUUGGGAAAAGUCAGGGCACUGGGAGCAUUACAGGAAAGACAUGUUUGCCCUGCAGUCUCCAGACCCUAACUCUAACUCUCAGAGCGGCCAUGCCAAAGGUACACUCGCCCUCAAGCCUAUGAACUGCCCUGCCCACUGCCUGAUGUUCGCCCACCGGCCCAGAUCCUGGCGGGAGCUGCCUGUGCGUCUGGCUGACUUCGGUGUCCUGCAUCGGGCAGAGGCCUCUGGCAGUCUAGGAGGACUAACCCGACUCUGGGGCUUCCAGCAGGAUGAUGCACACAUCUUCUGCACAUUGGAUCAGCUGGAAGCAGAGAUCCGAGGCUGUCUUGACUUUGUCCGCUCUGUGUAUGCCGUUCUCGGCUUCUCCUUUCGCCUGGCACUGUCCACACGGCCAUCCGGCUUCCUAGGGGAUCCUUCCCUGUGGGACCAGGCUGAGCGAGUCCUUCAACAGGCCUUGGAAGAAUGUGAAGAACCCUGGGAUCUUAACCCUGGAGAUGGUGCUUUCUACGGGCCCAAGAUUGAUGUCCACCUCCAUGAUGCUCUCGGUCGGCCCCAUCAGUGUGGGACAAUCCAGCUGGACUUCCAGCUGCCCCUGAGAUUCAAGCUCCAUUACAAAGGGCAGGGGCCCUGGAAUGUCCAGUCCUCAUUCACCGAGCGGUGCUUGGUUCUGUGGAAAGGCUGUUGGGAGUACUGGCCGAAAGCUGUGGGGGAAAAUGGUGAGAAAUCUGACACCAGAUUUCCCGUUCUGGUCCUCCAAGUCAGUCCGUGUUCCAGGCCCCUGUGGCUGUCCCCAUUCCAAGUGAUGGUCAUCCCCGUGGGGACAGAGCAAGAGGAGUAUGCCCGGCAGGUACAGCAGUGUCUGCAGGCUGCAGGACUAGUCAGCGACCUAGAUGCCGACCCUGGACUGACCCUCGGCCGGAGAGUCCGCCGGGCCCAGCUCGCCCACUACAAUUUCCAGUUUGUGGUUGGCCAAAAAGAGCAGAGCAAGAGAACGGUGAACGUCCGAACGCGAGACAACCGGCGACUCGGCGAGCGGGACUUGGCUGCGGCUGUGCAGAGGCUGCUGGAGCUGCAGAACACCAGGGUCGCCAAUGCUGAAGAGACGUUCUGAGCCCUCGUCCCUAGGUGGGGCAGAAACCUGUGAGAGCCACCAGACUUCCUAACACUUCAGCCCGGCUGUCAACCCAGAAUUCCUCCCAGUCCCCAGAAGUGCAUGUGUCUUCUGAAAAUCGACUUGGUUUGGUGCUGCACAGAGGAGGGAACUGUGUGUGGAUAUGAGGAGAAGGAAAUGGAAAAAA
Jaculus jaculus (lesser Egyptian jerboa) is the source of this 2455-nucleotide messenger RNA. It is a transcript of the gene Tars2, whose product is annotated as threonyl-tRNA synthetase 2, mitochondrial. Gene Ontology annotation, cellular component: cytoplasm; mitochondrion. The record is from RefSeq and is a predicted model, not a curated record. NCBI's taxonomy places the organism in Eukaryota, Metazoa, Chordata, Mammalia, Rodentia, Dipodidae. Gene Ontology annotation, biological process: threonyl-tRNA aminoacylation. The transcript is spliced from 18 exons. Gene Ontology annotation, molecular function: ATP binding; threonine-tRNA ligase activity. The coding region runs from base 55 to 2268 and encodes 737 amino acids.